UUUGAGCUUCAGUCCAGACGUCUAUCCAUCCAUCACCCCGUCCUUCAUCUUCUCCACCAUGGGCAACAUCCGCCAGACCAGAAAGAAGAGAUCUUCUACUCCCAAGGUGAAGGCCAAGAGAACGGGUCUUCUCAAGAGCGGCAAGAAGAAGAUCAAUGUCUUGGGAAAUGCUAUCAUUGCGGAAAAUUGGGACCGCAAGUUGACCCUUACCCAAAACUACCGCCGCCUGGGUCUCGUCCAUCGCCUGAAUGCUCCGUCCGGUGGUUCUCAAAAGCGCGCAACCGAGGAGGGUGUUGAGGGAGAGCCGGAAGAUUCUUUGUACAUCAAGAGCAGUGCUCAGGCUGUCGCCAAGCAGACGGCAACCAGCGACAUCAAGGUUGAGCGUGAUCCGGAGACUGGCAAGAUUCUGCGCGUAAUCCGCAACGAUGACGAGGUCGAAGUGGCUGGACGCAAGCACAAGCGCAACAACCCGCUCAACGACCCUUUGAACGAUCUGUCUGAUAACGAGCGUGAGGCCGCACAAUUGCGACAGAAGACCCCCGGAACUAGCAUCGUCCAGCAACUCGAGCGCCAGGCGGAUCAGGAGGGAGUUACCGUCAAGGCCAAGAAGCCGCGUCACCAGAGCAAGCGGGAGGAGGAGUGGAUUUUGAAACUGGUUGAACGCCACGGAGAGAACUACACCGCUAUGGCUCGCGACCGGAAAUUGAACCCUAUGCAACAGAGUGAGGGUGACCUGAAGCGGAGGAUCCGCAAGUGGCAGCAGAGCCGGUCAUGAUUGUGUGAUUUUCAUUGAUGCAUUUCUAUGGGCGAGUACGGCGUUCGACAGGACUGAUUUGGGAUAAAAGUGCUUGUGGCUGGGUUGGAUCCUUUCUAAUCUGUCACUGCUAUGCGGUUAUACCAUCUUAUAGACUUCAUCUGCGCAUGUCUGGCACAGAUCGCAACUGUUAAUGUACAUUGGUUAGGACAUCCAACUGGCUGUGCCUGUUCCAUGCCAUGCAUGCCAUGCAUACCAUAU
Aspergillus ibericus CBS 121593 is the source of this 1015-nucleotide messenger RNA. RefSeq names its product nucleolar protein 16. The transcript is spliced from 2 exons. The record is from RefSeq and is a predicted model, not a curated record. Lineage: Eukaryota; Fungi; Ascomycota; Eurotiomycetes; Eurotiales; Aspergillaceae. Gene Ontology annotation, biological process: ribosomal large subunit biogenesis. Bases 59 to 775 code for a protein of 238 amino acids. Gene Ontology annotation, cellular component: nucleolus.